Messenger RNA from Postia placenta MAD-698-R-SB12, 1933 nucleotides. RefSeq lists its product as hypothetical. The transcript is spliced from 5 exons. NCBI's taxonomy places the organism in Eukaryota, Fungi, Basidiomycota, Agaricomycetes, Polyporales, Adustoporiaceae. Bases 225 to 1775 code for a protein of 516 amino acids. Gene Ontology annotation, biological process: L-homoserine metabolic process. The record is from RefSeq and is a predicted model, not a curated record. Gene Ontology annotation, molecular function: homoserine O-acetyltransferase activity; L-serine O-acetyltransferase activity.
CACGGAGCUCACGCACUCGAAUAAAAUACAGCCGAUUAUGUCUUCGACUUCUCUUUCGGUACCUUCGACCACAGGCUUGACAGCCGCCGGGCGUAUCUUCUUUCCAGCGAACAUUAUAUCCUGCACAUCCUCAUCGUUGCAGGGCCGCACACUCCAGGUCAGCUUACCGGGCUGAAAACAAAUUUCACCGCAUUCUGUACCUCUACCCUGAGCUGUCCGUUAACAUGCAAGCUGCACGGGCGAGCGUACGCCGCUUCAAGCCAUCUGGCGAUGUAAUUCGCAAAAGCCUCUCUGGGCCUGGGCGGACACCAAGCUCUCGAGCAUCGAGCUCCAAGGCAAGCGACCGACCACACUUCCCUUGUGUGGAUGCGCACGCGGCACGAGAAUUACACCUCCGCUCCUCCCUCCGCUCGUCGAUCUCGUCGUCAUCUUCGACGUCGUCCUCACACUCAGGACCGGAGCCUGCGUACGCAAGACCUAGCCCAGCAUCCUAUCAUGUGUACCACCAUCCACGUCCCCUGCCUCUUACUUACGCUUCUCCUCUUCCAUCCAUUAACAUUGCCUACGAGACUUGGGGCACGCUUUCACCAACUAGGGACAACGUGAUCCUGCUUCACACUGGCUUGUCCGCCUCCUCCCACGCUGCAUCUACUGACUUGAAUCCCGCCGAGGGCUGGUGGGAGAACUUUAUUGGCCCAGGUCGAGCUCUGGACACCAACCAGUUCUUCAUCAUCUGUACCAACGUGCUCGGUGGAUGCUAUGGCACGACAGGGCCAUCAUCGGUAGACCCCAGUACUGGACAACGCUAUGCGACCCACUUCCCUGUCAUCUCCAUUUUCGACAUGGUCCAAGCUCAGUUCUGCCUGCUCGAUCAUCUGGGAAUCGAAAAUCUCUAUGCGAGUGUAGGGUCAUCAAUGGGCGCGAUGCAGAGUCUAGCUGCAGGAUGGUUGUAUCCGGAGCGGGUGGGCAAAGUUGUGAGCAUCAGCGGGACAGCAAGAAGUAGCCCUAGUGCUAUUGCUAUGCGCUUUGCUCAGCGGAGUGUUCUCAUGGCAGACCCCAAUUGGAACAAAGGGUUCUACUACGACGGCCUCCCACCACACACAGGCAUGAAGCUGGCACGACAAAUUGCAACAAUCACAUAUCGCUCAGGUCCGGAGUGGGACAUGAGGUUCGGGCGGAAAUUACGGCGUCUACCCGCCGCAGAAAAUUCAGAAGAAAGUCCGGAGAUCGCAGACAAGCCGCGCGCACCUGCCCUGUGUCCCGACUUUCUGAUCGAAACGUACCUCGAUUACCAGGGCGAAUCGUUCUGCUUGAAGUACGACGCAAAUUCGCUUAUCUACAUAUCCAAAGCCAUGGAUAUCUUUGACUUGACCGGCUCUGCCCUUGCCGAGCUUCGCUUCACCCCACCACCACCCCGUAGUUCCCCGCCUCCGCUUCCGCCAUCUAUGUCCGCUCAUCCGACCUCGCCCACGCACACACAUUACCACUGGGUGCUGUCGCACUCAAAAUCACAUCCUCCUCCCCCGAACCCACCUGCACACUUGCCGGAGCUUGCGGAGGGCCUACGGCCGCUGGCAAACACGCCCACUCUUAUCCUUGGCGUGCAGAGCGACAUCCUGUUCCCCGUUGAGCAGCAGCGCGAAGUUGCGGACGCAUUGAGGAUGGCAGGAAACCAGAUGGUAAGCUACUUUGAGUUGGGUGGAGUUUGGGGGCAUGAUACAUUCUUGCUUGAUGUGCAAAAUGUCGGCGGCGCCAUCCGCGGAUUCCUAUCAUGAGUCCGGUCCGGAAUCAAGACCUCGUCAUGUACUGCUGUUGUUCGCUCUCAUUCCUCAUUCUACCGCAUGUAUAGCAGUCCUCAUAGCACAGUCUCGGGCACUCUUGCAUUACACGCACGAUCUACUAGCAAUCCCAUUGUAUCAAUGUGUCAUCAUGC